Molecule: messenger RNA, 5077 nt
Organism: Culex pipiens pallens (northern house mosquito)
Lineage: Eukaryota; Metazoa; Arthropoda; Insecta; Diptera; Culicidae
Product: probable G-protein coupled receptor CG31760
Exons: 12
Coding region: 695-3304 (869 amino acids)
Biological process (GO): G protein-coupled receptor signaling pathway
Cellular component (GO): membrane
Molecular function (GO): G protein-coupled receptor activity
Source: RefSeq, a predicted model, not a curated record
UCGGACGCUUCGUCAGUCGAGUUCUGGCCGUUCCGAGCGUUGGCAGUGGCUUGCGCUUUUACCCCGGGGGGACUCCGUGUGGACCGACACACGACGGUGGAACGGAUUGUGGGUUCGAGUGUGGGUGUGUGAGUGUGUGGCGGGUGGCCACAGGUUCCGGAAUCCUUGGAGCGCCGUCGCUGGGAUAGCCCAAGGAUAUUGGAGGAGGUGCAAGUGCAAAAAAGAAGGUUCAAGGUUGUGUGGCAGGAUCUUUGGAGUUUUGACGGGGUAAGGUGGUCUUCGAGUGCGUUUGGAGAGAAGUUUUCCCCCCCGAAAGAAACCGGAAGUGGAAGGAAAAAUCGUUUCAAGUUUCAUGCUUUUCGGUGGUGAAAAGGAAGAAAGUGGUAGGUCAGUGAAGUGGAUAUUGGCUAGAUGAAUUGUGUAACAUUCUAGUCAACUGGAAGGAAGAGUGGUGUUCCCGAAAAAAAGUAUUUUCCUCAAUUAGGUGUGUCCAAUUUCGGAUAUCUGUAAGUGCACUGUUGCUUCAACAUUUAAUUAGUCCAAGGGCACACAGAAAGAGAGACCAGAGAUGAACCCCACGGAUUAUCUAACAGAGUGAACGCUCCCGUUCGGAAGGAUCAAGGGACAAAGACCCUCCCGGAACCACCCCCGGGACACGCGGAUUGGCCACGGAAAGGACACAUGAGUGAUCGCGAUGUGUAGGAUUCCGUUAUGGCCCUGGUUAGCCAUAGCCUGGAGGAGAUGGUGGAGCGUCGCGCUAAUCGUCGGGGUCAGUUUGUUGGCCCAAAGCCCACAUUGCGCCGUCGUCGCGAGUGCCGCACAGUCAAGUGGUUUAAGAACAAACGAUGGAAGCAGUGCUGCCAGCCCGGUUGUUGCUGCUGAUGGAGCUGCGGCGACCGGAAGUGGAAGUUACUCGUCGUAUUCGUCGCUGCCGGCGUCGAGCAAAGCUAGUGUGGAAGCCAUCGAGGACUCGCUACAGACCAUCCACGACAUCGCUACGGAAAACUUGGGCACCCUCUGCCUCACCAAGCAGUUCCGACCGCUGCGGAUCACCCUGAAUCCGGAACGGUACGCCGGUGCCCGGCAAAAGGCUGAUCUGGCCGCGGUCGUCCUGCAGGAUGUUGGUGUGGCACGACACUCUGGUCUUCUGGACGCCCUGGCAAAGGGGCUGCUGUCGGACCAGCACGUAACCAGCGCCCGCAUUCUGUCGAUCAACAUGUCCGACGGGAUGGUGGCCAACUCGGUCUGGUGGAACAAGCCAACGAGCGGGAUGGCGGGCCCGAUCCGGACCGAAGAGGAGGGAAUUGCGAUCGGGAAGAGUCCUGAUCCGAGCUAUCCAUGGUUCGAGGACGAAUCCUCCUCGCCGGGGCUGCGUUCACCCAAGUUCGCACCCUCACCACUAAACAUAUCGUACCGGGGCUGGUGGACGUACCCGUACUACUCCUGCACCCACAAGCGCUGGAUCCUGUCGUACAGCGUCGCGAUACCACCGAUGGGAAGGCACGGAUUGCGUGGCUUCCUGAGCAUCGACAUCGACAUCUCGGAUCUGCAGGUCAACCAGUGUGACAACGCGAACAAGCUGGAGAUCAUGAGCUACAACUACCACCUUAGACAAUACUAUCCGUUUGUGCGGAACAUUAAGCUCAGCGAGGAGAACGAACAGCUGAACCAGAUCGAGGCGUUCCACGGGUCGCACAAGUGUCACGUGCACAGCAUGCGGUGCGUGUACCGGCCGGUCAGCGUUACGGCGGCGGCCAUCAACAUGAACUACAAUCACUACAGCAACACGAGCAGCUUUACGAACGCCACCGGGGGAAGUGGCGCGGCCAUGAUCAGCAAGAGCCUUCGGAUCAUCCAGGGCUGGACGCGGGGGGCGUACGAGUGCAAGUGCCGGGACGGGUUCUACUCGUUGCCACAUCCGCAGGGCUUCAACGGGAGCAUCAUGGAGGUGGCCUUUCAGGAGUACCGGGACAACAUUAGUUCCUACUACAUGGACGUGUUCGUUUGUGUCCGGUGUGCGCCCGGGUGUGCCACCUGUACGGGGCCAGAACCGUGCCUAGCCAGUUACAACUGGGUGUUCAGGACGACCCUGCUCACCUUCUCGGUGAUGUGUGCCGGCUUCACCGUAGUUCUGGUGCUGUACAUGUACCAGCACCGCAAGGUCAAGGUGUUCAAGGUGGCCAGUCCGAUCUUCCUCACCAUCACCCUGCUGGGUUGUGCCUUCAUGUAUCUGGAGAUGGCGGCCAUCUUCCCGAUCCUGGACACGUACUCGUGCAUCGCCACCAAGUGGACCCGCCACAUGGGCUUCUGCGUGACCUACACGGCACUGCUCAUGAAGACCUGGCGCGUCUCGCUGACCUACCGCGUCAAGUCGGCCCACAAGGUCAAGCUGACCGACAAGCAGCUGCUCCAGUGGAUGGUCCCAAUUCUGCUGGUGAUGCUCAUCUAUCUGGGCACGUGGACACUGUCCGCACCACCGACGGCCGAAAAGAUCGUCGACCAGAACGGACUAAUAUUUAAACAAUGCUCGUACAACUGGUGGGACCACAGUCUGGCCAUCGGUGAGGUUCUGUUCCUGGCGUGGGGCAUCCGCGUCUGCUACAACGUCCGCAACGCCGAAUCCCUGUACAACGAGGCCCGGCUCAUCUCGUACGCCAUCUACAAUAUCGCGCUCGUUAACACCACCAUGGUUGCGUUCCACUUAUUCUUCUUCCCCCAAGCUGGCCCCGACAUCAAGUAUCUGCUGGGCUUCCUGCGAACCCAGCUGAGCACAUCCGUCACGAUAGCGCUGGUCUUUGGACCGAAAGUGCUGCGGAUUUUGCGCGGCCAGGGUGACCAGUGGGAUCAGCGGGCCCGGAAGCGCGGCAUCACGGCGUCCUUUUCGCUCAACGGAAUCGGGCUGGUGCCGGAGGAAACCGCCGACCUGUACCAGGAAAACGAGGAACUGAAGGAAGAGAUUCAGAAACUCGCUGCUCAAAUUGAAUUCAUGAAGAUUGUUCACAUGGAGAUGAACAAUCGCCACCUGAAGCCAAAGCCGGGCAGUUACUUCACGCUGAAGAGCCCCCUCGGCAAAAGUAUUGGGGCCGGGGGGCUGCACUCGUCCCACCGGUACAAACACCCGCCGAAGGAGGACUCACUGAAGGAGAACAGCGGCGUCAUCACCGAGGACGGCCACAGCGGGGGCACCAACAGCUGCUACUCCGGGACGGCCAAUUCGAUUGGCUUCCCAUCAACAACUACAACAACGCACAUCGGUCAGCAGCAGCAAGUCCCGCCACAAUCCAACGGAACUGAAAGGGUAUGACAUGGCUACCGAGGUGGAUCACCAGCAACAGCAACAGCAUCGCCAUCAGCAUCCGUCGUAGUUGUCUUCGAAACCCCUCCCGCAACCCCACCCCAGCGUGGCCACUGGCCGUCCCCAUCCCCAUCAACAACCCCCACGUGUACGACCACCGACAGUAGCAACCGCAACGAUGGCGUCAACAUGAAUUACAGUCUCGGAAGGAAGAAGCAAAAGGUCGACGAGCAGCAGCAGCAGUACAGCAACAACAAUAACAACCACUCUAAACUGUCAACAACAGUAACAACAUCAUCAACGGACAGGACCAACAACAACAACAACUUAAACGACGACGAGUUACGGGAACCGGAACAGCAGCAACAGAUUGAAAUCGUCCCGUCAACGACGAUGACGUUUUCUUCGUCACGCUCGGCGGACCAGCACCAGGAACCACAGGAACAGCGCUACAAUCGGAUAAAUAAUAACCAUGUAAUUGCUGGUGUUGUCGCCGGUCCGGUGGAAUGUCCCCGUGGAGAAACAGUCGAAUCUGUUGCUUGCGGUGAUGAAUGUGAUGCAGCAACAGUAAUAGAAGUGUGCAUAAGUGGUGGUCCUUGUCCAAGUCCGGCAGAUGUUCCUACCCCUACCAACGACGGUGGCCAUGAAUCACCCGGCAAAAGCGAUGUCGACACCAGAAUCCCUGUGUAUGUUUGAUCCUGGCAACCUCCCGGGGGAAGGUCGGGAAAGUAGUAGCAGAGUGGUGGCGGGGUUACAAAGAGCAAGGAGUAAAACAACUAGCAAAGACAGUACCCCGCAGGAUCGCCGGACCCCUGGGCGGAAGUGAGCUGAAAAUUGAUUUAUUAACUUCAUCCUGAAACGCAACUACCGCCGACGCUCAAAUUGGACAAGAGAGGAAGCAGCAAGCAAAAAAAUGACAACUAGCGGCUGUGUCCCUGCGUGUGGCCACGAGACGGUUCCCGCGAUAAUGAUUGCGCGUGAAGGUCGUCGUCAUCGGCGCAAAUAUCCAUCAGCUUUCAGAGACAUCAAUGGCGUCGACACCCCCACGUUGUGCUAAUUAUUAUCGAAAAGUUAUUACAUGAUACCAAUGCUUUUCACCCUCCUCCUCAUCGCAACACUUUGCUUGAGUUGAUUUAUUUUCGCCUGAGUUGUGAGGAAAUAACUUUAAUUAGGCAAACUUUUCCAUUUUCGCAGUUCGUACAAGUUUUGUGACGCAGUCCACCUCGGGUAGCUUGACAGGUUGGGAAGAAAAAUAUGGUGACAAUAAUGCAAGAAGAAAAUAAUCACAAAUUUCAGGAGAAAACAUCUGAAGUAGUCUUUCAAGUAGUAGGGGCAUUAUUGCUACAAACAAGUGAGAAUCGAAGAUUUCAAACGAAAUGCAUUUCAAUCAACGGAUUGUUGGAAAGUUGGUGAAGAUUGACCGAGUCUGUCUUAGAAUAAUUUAGAUGAAUUCUUUUUUCAGAUGGAAAUAUUUUACGAAAAAAGGUAGCCAAAUAAUCUUAAAUUAGUGAGACAACCUUUAACCCUCAAAACAAUAAGCCUAUUGUCAAUUUGGAAACAAUCUUUAAGUACAACUUAUUUAACGACAAAUCAAACUGAUCAUCCUCAUCUCCCUCGAACGAUGACUGUGUGUAGAGCAGACGAACUGGUGUAGCAGUAGUUAAUGAGAACUAAUAAUUAGAAGAAAAAAAGCGAAACAAUAUGCACAAACAAUGUUCGAUGUCACUAUUAGAAUCAACUCGAAAGGUGUAAAAAAUAUGGUUACUGUAAAAUGCUGCGAUG